Chara braunii is the source of this 4556-nucleotide messenger RNA. NCBI's taxonomy places the organism in Eukaryota, Viridiplantae, Streptophyta, Charophyceae, Charales, Characeae. The record is from the annotation of a GenBank genome assembly.
GCGCAAAGCGCGCCAGUGCCGCGGGAGCAUGUACCUAUCCGUCUUCGUCUCGCGUUUAAACCAGCGGCAUUACUAAGUAGAGAGCAACGGAUUCAAAAGCUCUCGCAGUCCAUGAUUGUACUACCGGCUGAUGGCAAGACAGUGGGCGAUAUAGCGCGGCACAUAUGGCUGAUAUUCAAUCUCGAAGAGAAAUGCUCCGCGGGCGUACGACUUGAGAUGGACGGGUUUUCUCUUCCGCCGAGUCAGCCAAUUUCGGUCUUUCGAGAUCUAGACACUGUAUGUGUUAAACGAGACGGGUCACGCCUGGAGGAGGAUGAGGUUGGUGAGAUCUUGGCGAUCGAGGGUGGGGAGCGAAUGGGAGCCUUAAUGAGUGCGGACCAGAAUGACAUAUAUGGGGUGGAGGAUGAUGCGACAAGAAAGGUUAACGAGCCCACCUCCUCAAGGAAACGAAGGCGAGAGGAGAUGGCGAUAGUGAUGUGGGAGAGACCACAAGGAGGAGAUGAUAAAGCUGGCAGGCAUGGGAAGACCGAGGGCAUGAAUGGUGGAGGGGAUGAUUAUGAUAGUGAGGAAGAGGAGGUAGAGGAGGAGGAGGAGCAGGAGGAGGAGGAGGAGGAGGAGGAGGAGGAGGAGGAGGAAGGGAGUGAGGACUCGGAACGCAAGGAGGAGAGGCGGUGGGAACACCGUAAGCUUUCUUCGGGUGAAAGGAGUGAGAGGAAUCUUCUGGCAGAAAGGCUGAAGGGCAAGGAUCACCUAAAGGGCGAGGUGAAGGAAUUAUCAGAGGGAAAGGAAGCAAAGAAAGAGGAGAAGGAAGCUAGGAAGAAAGCGAAGAAAGAGAAAGAGAAGGAAAAGACGAAAGAGAAGGACAAGGAGAAGGAGAAGAAGGAGAAAGAGAAGGAGAGGGAGAAAGAGAAGGAGAGGGAGAGAGAGAAGGAGAAGAAGGAGAGAGAGAAGGAGAAGAAGGAGAAAGAGAAGGAGAAGAAGGAGAAAGAGAAGGAGAAGAAGGAGAAAGAGAAGGAGAAGAAGAAAAAAGCAAGAAAGGCGGCGAAGGAAGACCAGGACGAGGAGCAGCUGGACAGACAGCACAGAAGAAAGGAGAAGAAGAAGAAGAAAGAUCUCGUGGAAGAAGCGCAUGCUGAGCGUAGUUGUAAACAAUUGCAGGACAUCACGGGGCACCGUAGCUCGCACUCAGAGAAGUCGAGUAAGAAACGCCCAAGGAUAGAAGCGGAGGAGAGAAGUGACACUGAAGAGUACAAGCAAGACAAAAAAGGGGACAAGCAGAGAACAGUGAAAACAAUUCUCAAGGGACAUGAAGAGAAGAAGGAACUCCAAGUUGAUGAGGCAGAGAAGGGGAGAAUGUUGGUAAGCAUCCAGAAGACACAGCCAGCUGGAAGCCCGAGUAAAGAUGACACGAAGCUGGUCCCUAGCAGAAGCGCUCGUCGCAGAUCGGCAAAGCGUCGGUAUCUUCGAGCCUUAGCAGAACAGGCCCAAUCAGUAGCAGCUGCCGCAGCGGUCGCUGCAGCUGCAAACACAGGAACAGUCCGUGAAACGGCAAGUGUAGUGGCGGUGUCUGCGGCAGGCUGUCUUGAAAAAUCUGCAACUCCUGCAACGACAUCGAGUAAGCAAAAGCAGAAUGAUAGAACUGCAGAGAGUGGGUCGAAGAAGUUAUCUGAUCAAAGAGCUGAUCUCGAUGUUGGAGAAAAGCAGAAUCGCAAUGACAAUGUCGACCCCCCAAUCGUUAUACGAAAGGGCCAUAUCCGAUUCGAGCCCCUUGGUGACGAUGAGGACCCGGAGCGAGGAAGACUACCUAUGCGACGCCACCUUAUAUAUUACAAGUCAGAGGCGCGCCGCGGCGAUGCCGCGGCAGGUGGGGCGCAGUGAGCUCUAGCUUCUCCUGCAGCUUCAACACCAGCUGACAGCAGCCGCUGGUGUAGCAGCACCAACACAGCUGCAGCAGCAGCUGCCACACGGGCACUUGAGCACCAACUGCAGCAGCAGUUGCAGCCGCGGCUGCAACUGUUGCCGCAGCUGGUGUUGCUGGCUGAAGUAGCAACAGAAGCAGCAGCUGCUGCUGCUGUAUUGAUCAACAUAGACAGUGCAGCGUGGACUCCAGAACUGUCUGAUCUCCGGGCAGGCACUGUUCUUUCCUAUGAACCCGAGUCGGAUGUCAUCACAUUGGCCCCUUGGCCAUCCACAGAUGACUUCUUACUUGCAGUUGGUCAGAUAAGCAUAAUAGAGCAAUCGGUGUCUGAAGAUCAGUAUGAAGGAGAACAGGAGCCGCUAGCACAAGAAGAGCAGGAGCUGAGAUAUUUCCCCCCUCCGUACUUGGACGAUGGCUUGCUUGAGACUCAUCUUUCUUCACUCAUGGACCUCCGCGUCAUUUCCUCAGCGCCACAGGAUACGUCUGUUCCGCAUGAUGUUUUUAUGGCACACGAUGUGGUGGUCCCACAACAUGAGAGCGUGACCGAGCAGCCAGGGAAUGGAAUUGCAGCAGCAGCUCCUCUUGAGGGUGAUUCUCUUGAGAGCGUGGUCCCCCACCAUGAGAGUGUUCAAGGUGAGGCAAACGGGAUCGUGGUCCCACAGCAGCUCCAAGUGAAGCGUGAAUGCGGAGAGGGAAGCGUGCGAGCAGGAGUUAGUGGUGGUGAGAACUCUCUGUUUAAUGGUAGACCAUCAGGUGCCGAGGCGGAUUUCACAAGCUCCGACCGUCUCACAGAUGUUCAUGGGUAUCCCAACCCAUCAACGUUGACGCGAGCCCGCGACUCCAACGGACAGAACGGGGAGUCUAUUAGCUCUAAGAUGGAACCGAAGAAGGAGACGGAAUUGCAGUCGGUUGAGCGUGACUUCAACGGAGGAGCCGAAACCGAAAGCUCAUUGUCGUCCAAGGAAGAUAGAACGCAGGUUGGCUCUGCCACAGGAGCCACGAAACCUUUUCCUGGACUGCAGUCUGUACCUGGAACACAAUUUUUUGUUCCUCCUCCAAAUGCCGUUCCAGCAUCACCAGGCUUGGUGCCUGCGGCGGACCUGCAGAGACUUGACAGGGAAGUGAAGGACCAUGUCCUCUCUCGUCCGGCAUGCAAAGGUGUGAAAUCCGCUAUUCAAGAUGCGAAACCGUUCGGAGAAGGAACCGUUGACGGUCUGCCCGGGUCUGUUGCAGGACCAGCGAAUGGCGUUCCUGGACCAUUAUCCGGUCGAGGUUCAGCGCAUGCAUUCUCAGAUUCUUCGCGGUCAAAAGGAUUGACACCUGUAUCUGAGCCACAGGGGGCGGUCUUGAAUGAGCGGCAGGCUGUACGUGAACCGGAAUCUGUUCCUGGAUCACAAUCUGCACCUGGACUACAAGCUGGUCCCGAAUCGCAGUCUGUUCCGGCAGAUGCGUCGGGUGCAAACUCGGCGGCAUGCACGCCAGAUCCGAACUCCCAGGUGGUUCUGAGUACGGUAAAAGUCGAGCCGGCAGCCGGAGCGUCGCAAGCUGAAGCACAGGGCUGGAAACCGUUCGGGCAGUGGAAGAGUGUCGCGAGCGAGCUUAAGCGGCGAAGAGAAGAGAUCAGGAAGGCAUCGGAGAAUCCGGCCAUCCAGGGGAGCGAAGACGCCACGACGACUGUGAGGCCGCGAAGGACUCCAAGGGCGUGUGGAGUAGGAGGGCUGCUGUCAAAAUUGCGCAGCGAGCAGGGGCUUUGACCAAAAAGGGAGAAAGGAGUUGUGCUGCACGGAGGAACUAACAUGUUGACCAUGGUGAGAUGAGCGAUGGCUAUGCGCUAUGCGUCUAUCUGAUAGCUAUUUUUUCAGGAUUGCUGUUUCUACCUUUCGUCGCAGCCAUAGCUAUUCACGGCGAUUGCUGAACAACGAGGUAAGGUCACUAAGGUGUACUUUUGAACUUUGAAGACAGCAGCGGUAUUCAGCCAAGCUUAGGCGUGAAAAAUAGAGUGAGUUUUUGAAAAAAAAAAAAAAAGAUAGAGCGAGAAACGAAGAAAAUUCAAGAAAUAUAGCAAACAGCUCACUCAAUUUAGCCAUGCAGCUCAAUGAAGUGUCUGAUUGUCCUUGAUGAAGUCAAGUUUGUGAAAUAGCACUUGUGUACCUCUGGUGUUUUGUUUUGUUUUGUUUUGUUUUUUUUCCCAAAAAGGGAGACAACCAUGAGCUAUUUGUCUUUGAAAUUUGAACUGAUCGGCCCCAGGUAAAAAUUAGAGUGUUAUUUUUUUAACUCUAUAUGUUUACGUUGGAGUUCGAACUCAGGUCUGUUUUUCAACAGUUCAUGGGUGUACCCACUGAGCUAGGCUAGGGUAGUUGGUCCGUCAGUUGUUUUGCGACAGAAAAAGCGGGGAAAAAAACAGAUCCAUCACUUUACACAUGCAGCUAGAUGAAGUGUCUGAUUUUCAUUGGCCAAGUCAGUAUGCAAAAUUGUGCUUUAGUGUACCGGUACUGUUUUGCGGGUGGAUUCAUUUGUAUUAUCUUGUGAAUUGAGGAAGGUGGGGAGUGUGUUGUUGUGAUGUGCCUGAAUAUUGUCGAAAGUUGGUUAAGCGAAAGUUAUUGGACUUUGCGGACUUCGAUAAACAUUUUGAACGUUU